AUGUCCAUAACACCUACGAAAGAUUCCAAACGAUCCAGUAACGACGACUUGCCACUCGACGAAGUAGAUGGAGAAGUUGGACAUGCAGUGAAAAUCACUACGCACGAUGAGGUUUUUGGGGAUAUCAAAGAGGAUGGACCUAAUUAUAGGAACGUAGGAUGGCUGGGAGCUGUUGUUUUAUUAUUGAAAAGUCAGAUAGGACUUGGUGUACUCAGUUUACCAUUUGCCCUCAUGACGCUGGGGAUCGUACCUGGUUUAUUAUGUCUGAUAGCUAUCGCCGCUAUAAUGACUUGGUCCGGGUACUGUGUAGGAGUGUUCAAAUUGAAGCAUCGAGAAGUCUACAGUGUCGUGGAUGUUGGGGAGAUCAUGUUCGGCAAGAUAGGACGUGAAGUUUUUGCCGCUAUCUACUGUAUAUUCAUGAUCUUCGUGGUCGGUUCAGCUGUGGUAGGAGCAUCUAUAGGUCUCAACGCCGUCUCAGUCCACGGAACAUGUACAGCUGUUUUCGUCGCCGUCAGUGCAGUGGUCGGGUUCCUCUUGGCUAGUAUAAGGACUUUAGGCAACAUAUCAUGGUUGGGUUGGGUCGGAUUAUUCUCAAUCGUCUCGGCCAUCUUGACUGUCACCGUUGCAGUCGGGGUUCAAGAUCGACCGGCCCUUGCGCCAUCUACCGGUGAAUGGGAUAAAGACUUCCACGUUAUUGGUCAUCCCACUUUCCUCCAAGCUUCUUCGGCCAUAUCUUCGCUCAUCCUGGCAUAUGCUGGUGUACCGACCUAUUUCUCGAUUGCUGCUGAGAUGAGAGAUCCGAGGUUGUUCAAUAGAGCCAUGUUCAUUAGUAAUGCCAUUAUCACGAGUAUAUACAUUGCUAUCGGUACCGUUGUAUACUACUACUGUGGUCAAUACGUCGCGAGUCCAGCUCUGGGCUCAGCAGGUGCUUUGAUGAAAAGGAUCUGCUACGGAUUGGCUUUACCUGGUUUAUACGUUACAGUCACCAUCUAUCUUCAUCUGCCGGCCAAAUACAUCUUCCUCAGGUUGAUGAAAGGUAGUCGACACCUUACUAGUAAUUCCCCUAUACACUGGGCUGUUUGGUUGAGUUGUGUAGGCACUUGUACCAUUAUAGCCUAUAUCAUUGCUAGUGCCAUUCCAGUUUUCAGUAGUCUAGUAGGGUUGAUCGGAGCUCUGUUUGGUACCUUCUUCUGUAUCAUGUUGAUGGGAGGAAUGUGGUUAUUCGAUAACAAAUCUCGACGUCAUACUGACACAUCAUUCGGAUAUCGUGCAUUAUUCUUCAUGAAUGUGUUUUUGGUGGUCUUAGCAGCCUAUUUGAUGAUUUCCGGGACCUGGGGAGCUGUCCAAGAUAUCAUAGAUAGUUAUAACGCCGAUGGAGGACAGUCAGCUUGGUCGUGUAAGGAUAACUCGAAUUCCGUAUAG
This is a messenger RNA of Kwoniella botswanensis, 1422 nucleotides long. RefSeq lists its product as uncharacterized. Gene Ontology annotation, biological process: amino acid transmembrane transport. Lineage: Eukaryota; Fungi; Basidiomycota; Tremellomycetes; Tremellales; Cryptococcaceae. Gene Ontology annotation, molecular function: L-amino acid transmembrane transporter activity. The record is from RefSeq and is a predicted model, not a curated record. The transcript is spliced from 9 exons. The coding region runs from base 1 to 1422 and encodes 473 amino acids.